AUCAGCUGCUCGUUGUUAUCGUUCGGUGACAAAUUUGUUUGGAAUUCUGGUGAAUAGUUUUUCGUCUUGAUUGGAGGUGUGACGUCUCGACGUUUGCAUGAUUUAUUAGGAUUAUGUAGUAGGAGGAUGUGGAAGAGGAGCUGCUGGUGCCUAGGUCUAAUUACAUAGAGCAGGGGGGUAGUGGUCCUCGGCAGACAUGCUCAUCAAGGAGUACCGCAUUCCUCUGCCCCUUACGGUAGAGGAGUACAGGAUCGCGCAGCUUUACAUGAUAGCGAAAAAAAGUCGAGAAGAAAGUAGUGGAGCUGGAAGUGGCGUAGAAAUUUUAAUAAAUGAACCUUACAAAGAAGGGCCUGGAGGACAAGGCCAGUACACUAAAAAGAUUUAUCAUGUUGGGAGUCACCUACCAGGAUGGAUUAAGGGUAUCCUUCCCAAAACCGCUCUGAUGGUUGAAGAGGAAGCCUGGAACGCAUAUCCCUACACAAAAACCAGGUACACUUGCCCUUUCGUGGAAAAAUUCUCCCUGGAAAUAGAAACUUAUUAUUUUCCCGACAACGGGCAUCAAGAAAACGUUUUCAAGCUCCAAGGCAGUGACUUACGCAACCGAAUCGUUGAUGUUAUUGACGUUGUAAAGGACGUGUUGUACGGUGCGGAUUACGUCAAGGACGAAGACCCAUUGCACUAUGUUUCGGAAAAGUCCGGUAGGGGGCCUUUAAGUAACGAUUGGUUGGAGGAGUACUGGGACGAGUUGAAAGGAAAAUCUCAACCCCACAACGGAAAAUCUCUGAUGUGCGCUUACAAACUGUGCCGGGUCGAGUUCAGAUACUGGGGAAUGCAGACCAAAAUAGAAAAGUUUAUUCACGAUAUAGCGCUGAGAAAAACGAUGCUGAGGGCCCACAGGCAAGCCUGGGCUUGGCAGGACGAAUGGCACGGUCUCACCAUGGAAGACAUAAGAGAAAUAGAGAAACAAACCCAGCAAGCGCUUAAAAGAAAAAUGGGACAAACUGAAGAUGAAAUAGAUGAAGACGACAAUUUAAACAACAGCUCUUCCAAAGAGGAUCCGGGCAAAACUCUCGCGGCAACACUGGGCAGUAUAGAGGUGUGCGAAGACAGCCCGUUGCUCACCAAAACCAACAUACCUACAAUUCAAACAGCCGGGAGUUCUGAUGGAGAUCUUUCGCCCGAGGAUGACAUAAGACUGCCGUUAAAAAGAGAAGAUAAAUGGUCGCAUGGGCCACAUGGAAGAAAUCUUCAUUCGCCAGGUGCAUCUUCAGUGAAAAGCUUUGAUUUGCAAGUCGGAAAUUGGAGGAUAGAAAGUCUUGGAAGAGACUCCGAGUCGGGAUCAGAUGAAGAGUUUUUCGACUGCGAAGAUAUGACUGGAACCUCUUCCCUCGCAAAAUGGAGUUCUCUGGAUCUUCUCCAAGAAGAAGACGACUCCACCUCUCCUACAGUAGUUAUAGAAAGAAACGAUGAUAGCAUAUUUUCACCGACAUUCCUUCAAAGGGUGGCCAGCGAACGCGGUAACCGGAAGACCCUGCAAAGGGGCAAAGUGAACUCCUUGGACACUUCCGGUCCGGAAUCUCCCGGGGCUUCACCCGCCCAUCUUCCUUGCAACACCACAGUAUUAUUGUUAGUUCUACAUGCCGGAAGUGUAUUAGACGCCAACGUGGACAUGACGGCGAAAAAAUCGGACGUCACGACGUUCCGCGGCGCGUUCGAGUCGGUGAUGCGGCAGCACUACCCGUCACUGGUGGGGCACAUCGCCUUGCGGCUCGUGUCCUGCCCCUCUAUAUGCACCGAGGGCCUGGGCAUCCUCUCCAGCCUCAGCCCGUACAGCUUCGACGUGUCGCCGUCGUGCAUCGACGUGCCUCAGGUCACGCACGACUCGAUUCCGAUUGGCGCGAUGCCGGUGCUGGCCACCUCCACCCAAGACUAUCAAGAAGCCGUGUCGCGGACAAUCAACUGUGCCAACAACGCUUAUCAAGAAUUUAUAAAAUCAGAAGAGGGUCAAGGCUUUACGGGUCAAAUAUGUUUUGUCGCCGACUCCAUCGGCUCCAUUUUAGGCUACGAUGCUCUAUGUCGUACCCUGAAAUAUGCAUCUCGUCACGGAAGCGAAAACAGCAUUCUGGAUAACGAUGCUGGCUUCAAAGACGAAGUUCAAGUGAACGAAACUGGUCACUUGGUGGCUCCUUCUCCUCGUAGGAGAUCGUCCUCGACCAGCGAUCAGUCGGGACAGAUCAAGUUGGAGUUUGACGUCUCCGAUUUCUUCAUGUUCGGCAGUCCCUUGGCCUUGGUGCUGGCUUACAGGAAAAUUUCGUCGUCAGAUGAGAAACAAAAUAGUAUAACCCGUCCAAGUUGUCUUCAAGUUUAUAAUUUAUUCCAUCCAACCGACCCGGUAGCCGCAAGACUAGAACCACUUCUAUCAGCCAGAUUCUCCAUACUUCCUCCUGUAAACGUGGCGAGAUACGCCAAAUACCCUCUCGGUAACGGGCAACCCUACCACCUACUUGAAAUACUUCAAACUAACCCGCAAAUGUUUAGCGAUAACGCGCAACCUAGGCGCUUAUCGGAGGUAUCCAUACAAAGCACGGUUUCCGGUAUCAUUGAUAACAUUCCUCUACAAGCCAUUAACGCUUUGCAACAAAAAUGGUGGGGCGGCAAGCGCAUGGACUACGCGCUCUACUGCCCGGAAGGUCUGUCGAACUUCCCGACCAACGCGCUGCCGCACCUCUUCCACGCCAGCUACUGGGAGAGCUGCGACGUCAUAGCCUUCAUUCUGCGGCAGGUGGGCGGCAUCGAGGCCAUGCCGCUCGGCGGAAACGAGGACCGCGAGCCGAGCUUCCGGCCCGGCCAACCGCGGGAGAAGUGGAACAAAAAGCGGACCUCGGUCAAGUUGAAGAAUGUUGCAGCAAAUCAUAGGGCCAACGACGUCAUAGUCAAAGAGGGUGCCCCUCAAGUAUUAAUAGCAAGAUUCAUGUACGGCCCUUUGGAUAUGAUAACCUUGACCGGCGAAAAGGUGGACAUACACGUGAUGAAGGACGUUCCCAGCGGAGAAUGGACGCAGAUAGGGACGGAAGUUACCGAUAAAACCGGAAGAAUAUCCUUAACCAUUCCGGAAGAUAAGUCUCUCGGAUACGGAAUGUUUCCCAUAAAGAUGGUGGUGCGGGGAGAUCACACGUCUGUGGACUUUUUCCUGGCGGUGGUUCCCCCGAAAACGGAAUGCGUCGUUUUCAGUAUUGACGGUUCCUUUACGGCGAGUAUGUCGGUUACCGGGAGAGAUCCAAAAGUCAGAGCGGGAGCCGUUGACGUAGUCAGACAUUGGCAAGAACUGGGCUACCUUAUAAUCUACACUACCGGACGUCCGGACAUGCAGCACAGGCGGGUAGUUUCCUGGCUUUCCCAGCACAAUUUCCCGCACGGUUUAAUUUCCUUUGCCGAUGGACUUUCCACCGAUCCUCUGGGGCACAAAGCUGCCUACCUAAACAACCUCAUACAGAAACACGGGGUGGUAAUUUUCUCCGCGUACGGCAGCGCCAAAGACAUCGGCGUGUACACCUCUAUAGGCUUGAAGCCCAAACAGAUUUUCAUUGUGGGAAAAGCGUCCAAAAAACAGCACGCCCAGGCCACGAUACUGACCGAGGGCUACGCCGCCCAUCUGACCACUCUGAUGGCUUACGGGGGCUCCAGACCUGCGCAGGGCAACGCCAGAAUGGUCAUACCCAGGGGGUACUUCGGACUCCCUGGCCAAGGUUUUUCCAGGAGAAGAAGGUCGGCAAAAAGAUCGACCUCAUUUCCAAUCGCGACGGAGAUUCCUCAAGCGAUUGAGCGGUCUCUGAGCCAGAGACGGUAUCAGCUACCGAAACCGACCGUCAUCAUCGCCAGCAACCACGGCACCUCCUAAUCUCCCCACUAUAAUCUCCUAAAUCUCUCUAUAUACUCUAUACCCUUGUUAGUGGUUAGGUAUCAUUAGAUUAAGAGUUCGUUUUUUUAUUUGGACUUUGACAACAACAAGAAAGUUAUUAGACAUUAUUUGUCGAUAAACUGUCAACUAAACUAAUCAAAUGUAUCGUGCAAAUAAAAAAAGAACUCUACUUGAGUUCGUUUUUUUAUUUGGACUUUGACAACAACAAGAAAGUUAUUAGACAUUAUUUGUCGAUAAACUGUCAACUAAACUAAUCAAAUGUAUCGUGCAAAUAAAAAAAGAACUCUACUUGCCGUUGUUUAUAUUUUUCUACCUGUUGUUUAGUUAAAUGGUAUUUUUAAAAGACAUUAUUUACUUCUUAACUUUUCAAUUUUUUUAAGGAUAAAAGGUUUAAAUUAAUUAUAAAAUUAAAUUUGACUUGUUUCUAGGCAGUCAAUGGUAUUUUGGUUUAAUUAAGUUUGUUAUUAUUACUGGUUUACAGUUGGUAACACCUCAGGGUAUUUUUUGGUAAUAUCAAAGUAAUAUUAUUUGGAUUUAAAGACAGAAUAAACUCUUAAUUUAUCAUUUUACAUUUUUAUUGAAUAUUAAUUCCACUUAUUUUGGCUUAAUGUGAUAUGCUUAAGUCUCAUAUAUAUUGUGUACUAUGUGUAAAUACUUAAUGUAUAAAAAAUAGAGAAUACCAAAUUAUGUAAAACAUAUUAGAAUAUACUAUAUUAUAUAUUUUAUGAUCAACUUGAUACGUUUAAAAAUAUUUAUUAAAUAAAGUAUAUAUUUAAUAUAAGAUGCAGGUAAAUAAAUACUUCAAGUUUAUAUAUUUGUAGUUGUUAUAAUUGUUAAAAUAUGUAUUAUUAUCUAAAAAUUUUCCCAGUAUUAUAAAGUCUUAGUGUGAUUUGUUGAAAAUAUUAAACUUUAAGUAUUUUUUAGCUGCAAAACUAUUUAUUUUGUUACAAAACGUUCAACAGUUUUAUAAAAAUCCAUUGAUUCUGUUGACAACAGUUAAAAAUUAAAAAUGGUAAAAAAUCAUUUCUGAAUUGGAAAAACAUUGUAAUUAUUGUAGGUUGUGAUAGAUUUUAAAGAGUUUAUGUAUAUUUCAAUAUUUACAUGUAUAUAUGUAUGAAAUUGUUGCAAUAAAGCGGUAA
Molecule: messenger RNA, 5058 nt
Organism: Brassicogethes aeneus
Lineage: Eukaryota; Metazoa; Arthropoda; Insecta; Coleoptera; Nitidulidae
Source: the annotation of a GenBank genome assembly